AAGUGAUGAUGGAGUACAUUGGAGCAACAGGCGUACCCGUGAAACUGGAGGCUGUUCCAGUGGAAGGAGGCAUUGAUUUCCACUUCAUACUUAGUUUCGCCAUCGAUGCCGAUCCGUCCGGCAAUACCCAGAACGGAAAAUUCUCACCAUAUUGGGCAGACACAUUAACCCCAGAAUCAGUUGCAGCAAUGAAGAAAAGCCACCCCAAUGUGAAAGCCUUGACCAGUCUUUCAGGGUGGAGCUUAGGGGACAAAGUCCUCCGGUGGUACACCCCUGACGACACCCAACAAUGGAUAUCCAAUGCCUUCUCAUCAUUGUCAUCGAUGGCCCAACAGUACCAUCUCGAUGGCAUCGACAUCGACUAUGAAAACUUCCCAAGACACAACUCAAGUUUUGCUUAUUGCAUAGGUGAACUCAUCACUCUCUUGAAGAACCAAAGUGUCAUUUCUGUAGCCACCAUUGCUCCUUACCAUAAAACAAUAGCACCCUACAUUGAACUAUUUGAGAAUUACGGAGAUGUGAUCGAUUUCGUCAACUAUCAGUUCUACACUGACAAGGUUAGGAAACCCAAAUCUUACGUGGAAGCUUUCAAGAUUCGAGCCGGACAAUUCGAUAAGGAAAAGCUAUUGCCUAGCUAUGAAGUUAAUGGAAGGGGGAUUCAAGGUGAUGCAUUUUUUGAUGCCUUAAGUCUUUUGGAAGAAAAUGGAUUUGGUGUUAAUGGAGUUAUGAUAUUCUCUGCUGAUGCUUCUUCCUCCAAUGACUAUUACUAUGAGAGGAAAUCUCAAGAUUUCUUGCUGAAUUCCACGGUAUCUGUGUGA
Molecule: messenger RNA, 818 nt
Organism: Gossypium raimondii (Peruvian cotton)
Lineage: Eukaryota; Viridiplantae; Streptophyta; Magnoliopsida; Malvales; Malvaceae
Product: chitinase 2
Exons: 1
Coding region: 6-818 (270 amino acids)
Biological process (GO): carbohydrate metabolic process
Molecular function (GO): hydrolase activity, hydrolyzing O-glycosyl compounds
Source: RefSeq, a predicted model, not a curated record